GCUGCCAUGAUGCAAAACUUGGUUUGAAACCAAAGUAGGAGCUGAAGAGGAGGGUAAGAGCACACCCUCUGUCAUCAUCUUCAUCUUCAGAGGACGAUGAUGAUCCACCUCCUAAGAUUGACAGAACAAUUGGGUUGGACAGAGUGAGGCAUGAAUAUGGACAAGAAAAACUGUCUGAAAUGAUGGAACAGAGAGAAAUGUCACAAAGAACAGACACAUAUGCGCCAUUGCCCAGUUCACAGUUCAUUGAAUCACAUGUUGAAAACCUGGAUCCUGUACCAUCAACCACUAAGACAAACGGAGGAAGCCUGCAAAGGAAACUUGAUGCCAUGAAGCAAAUGAAGAUGAAGGCUGUAGAGGGAAAAAGAGAAGUGGCAGAUCAAGCAAAAUUUGAUGCUGCUAUGAAAGAUCUAGAGGAAAUAGAAGCUAGAAGAAAAGAAGAACUAGAGAAGAAGGCAGCUGCCAUACAAGAAAAGAAGGUUGUAGCAGCAGAGAAGAAGAAAAUUGCAGCUGAAGCUAGGCAGGUUACAGCAGCAGAGAGGCAGAAAAUUGCAGAAGAGAAGAAGAUUGCAGCUGCAGCUGAGAAGAGAAGACUUGCUGAGGAGAAGAAGAAAGAGGCUGCAGAGAAGAAGAAAUCAGCUAUGGAGAGGAAAGAGGCUGCUCAAGCUGCUGCCUCUGCUAGAAGAGCUGCUGGAGCUGGAACAUCUGGCCGUGCAGCAAAGAAAGGAAGAAAAGAUUCCAUGUUUGACUAUCUGGCUGGGUUUUAAGGCUGUAGAGAGGCUGCUGUUUUAACAGACCUGUAAUGCACUAAUUAAUGUUGGUUAUUUCUGUCAUAAAACUGUAAUGCACUUAUUCUGGGCCACUCUUUCAUUUUGGUGCUUAUGGUCUAGUUCAAACGUUGUUGAGA
Molecule: messenger RNA, 907 nt
Organism: Brachypodium distachyon (stiff brome)
Lineage: Eukaryota; Viridiplantae; Streptophyta; Magnoliopsida; Poales; Poaceae
Exons: 3
Coding region: 180-767 (195 amino acids)
Source: RefSeq, a predicted model, not a curated record